AUGGCCCCACCAACUGCAAUGAUUGCGGCGGCUCCUACCAUUGGAGGUCUAACUAUUAUCCUUUUCUCUGAACAUAGAUUUGUGUUUAUAACUACUGCUUCUUUUUUGCUUGCUUUAGUGUGGAAAGGCAUUAGCACAUAUCUUGGAGCGGCACCAAUUGUCAGGUGCCUUGAGUUACAUGAGCCAAAUGUCAUCAUUACAAGUCGUGUGGCAGAUGCUGCUCUAUUCUUAGGCCCAAUGAUGUUGGUUGAGCUGAAAGUUUAUGAACUGGGCUGGAACUGGGAUGAUCUGGAGCAGCUAGCACAAGGAACUUUAGCAGGCCAUCUUUUAGAGUGUGGUGGUCAGCUGACUGGAGGUUUUUUUAUGCAUCCAGGAGACAAACACAGAGAUAUAUCUUUUCAAUGUCUUCUAAAUUUACCACUUCCAUAUGCUGAAAUCAGUUAUCAGGGAGAGAUAUGUGUGGCGAAGGUUGAUGGUAGUGGCGGUGUUUUGAACUUCGGUACUUGUGCGCAGCAGCUUCUCUAUGAGAUUACAGAUCCAAGUGCUUAUAUUACUCCUGAUAUGCUAUGCUGGCUAUUCUGAUAUUGUGUCUAUGAC
Beta vulgaris subsp. vulgaris (sugar beet) is the source of this 597-nucleotide messenger RNA. RefSeq lists its product as uncharacterized. The transcript is spliced from 5 exons. The record is from RefSeq and is a predicted model, not a curated record. The coding region runs from base 1 to 582 and encodes 193 amino acids. NCBI's taxonomy places the organism in Eukaryota, Viridiplantae, Streptophyta, Magnoliopsida, Caryophyllales, Amaranthaceae.